UUUUAUUCAAUGAAGUGAGUAAUAAGUUAAUUCGGGUGAUUACACUCUUUUCAAACCUAUAAAAUAAAUACCAGUUAGUCGAUUUAGUAUAUUUUUUUCGUCUUUUCAACAUUCUCGUGUAAUGUGAUCUUUUGCAUGCGUGUAUGGCGUGAAGCGGGAGUGGGUCAUCAUGUGGUCUUAAAAAAAAAAGAAAAAGAAAGAAAGAAAAGAAGAAAAAAAAAAGGAACACGCCUUCCCGACUGUCAUCGGGUGGAGCUUAUUUAAGGAGUCCCUUAAAAGUGUUUCCGGCGUGUAAUUCAACUUAGGCGAGCUCCAAAUGCGGCAGAGAAGGCUUCAUUAACACGGAAACGCUUUGAAUUUCGAAAAGGCGGCUAGAUUUUUAAAAUAUACAUCGUCAAAUACAAUUAGUCUUUAGCUGUUGUUUUUUGUUCGUCCAUUUUUUUUACUUGAGGCUGAGAUUUGUUGGAUCUUCUUUUUUAUCCCGCGCUCGCUACCGUAACCGGUUAGUGCGCGCGCGCGCUAAUUAGCUUAACGGGAAACCGGCAUUAAGUUGAUCAAGAGUAACAACCUCAGCGUGACCAUCUUGGCACACCCCCAGUCAUAACUUCACAAUGGCUGUUUGCUCACUCUGUUUAAUGGCUAAAGACCAAACAACCUCCAGACAUAGUAUAAUUGCAGCAUAGCAAUAAUUAUUUAUUAGGUACUGUAGUUGAAUUUAAUUAUUUUCUGGCCAUUCCAUUUUUUUAAGUUUGCACUGAAUUUCAAAAGUCUUGUUAAUACAGACUUGCACAGCUAAAUAUUUAUUUUCCUUUCAUACGUUCUUGUUUUAGUUACUGUUUACAGCUAAUUUUAGAAGCAAAUAUACAUAUUUUGUGUCAGGUAUUACUUUCCCUUUAAGAUUGUGAAACAUUUCUUACAAAAUCUGCAGUCAUGGUAUCAACAACUACAGCUGCAAUAUUGGUGGUUAGUACAGUAGGAUUAACAACCCAAACUGCCCUGGUGGGGCACAUGUGGUUGCUGAUUGUGGGCUUCAUCAUCGCCUUCAUCUUGGCCUUUUCUGUGGGUGCCAAUGAUGUUGCCAACUCCUUUGGCACCGCUGUUGGUUCUGGAGUGGUCACUCUACGUCAAGCCUGUAUUCUGGCCACGGUGUUUGAGACUCUGGGUUCUGUCCUGCUGGGGGCUAAAGUGAGCGAAACCAUUCGGAAGGGUAUCAUCGACGUGAGCAUGUAUAAUGGUUCUGAGCCGGAGUUGAUGGCUGGGUCUGUCAGUGCCAUGGUUGGUUCUGCUGUGUGGCAGUUGGCUGCUUCUUUCCUAAAGCUUCCCAUCUCUGGAACGCACUGCAUUGUUGGUGCUACUAUUGGAUUCUCACUGAUUGCCAAAGGCCAGCAAGGAGUCCAGUGGUUAGAGCUCCUCCGUAUUGUUGGAUCUUGGUUCCUGAGUCCACUUUUGUCUGGGAUGAUGUCAGGCGCUGUGUUCUGGUUUGUGAGCAAGUUCAUUUUACACAAGAAAGAUCCUGUACCCAAUGGUCUGAAGGCCCUUCCUGUUUUCUAUGCCAUCACAAUGGGAAUUAACCUGUUCUCCAUCAUGUUCACUGGAGCUCCAAUGCUGGGACUUGACAAGAUUCCCUGGUGGGGCGUCCUGCUGAUCUCGUUGGCCUGUGCCCUGCUGACUGGUGUCGUGGUCUGGUUUGUAGUCUGCCCUCACUUAAAGAAAAAGAUUGAACGGGAUAUCAAGUCUUCUAGCCCUUCUGAGAGCCCCCUGAUGGAGAAGAGAGAGCUCAAAGACCCUCAAGAGGAUCCUGUCCCCAAACAGAUCACAGAAGAGAUCCCUCCGCCCCCCACACAGGCGCCGGAAGAACGUAAAGUGAUGUUUGACAUUGGCUGUACUGACGAUGGCGAAAAUAAGGACUGCGAGGUAUCCCCUGAUGCUGACAAUACAGAUGAUGGGUCCAGUAAGGAGCGCAGGGUGGCUUUUAACAUAGGUGACUCUGAGGACAAUGACUGCAGCGACGCUACCAAACAGUCAAAGAACCACAGCAAUGGUCACCAGGUCCACUUCAACAGUCAUUUAAAUAGCAAAGAUUCACAGAUCCCAAACAACGGUUACACCACAUACCACACAGUACACAAGGACUCCGGUCUCUACAAAGACUUGCUGCACAAGCUCCACCUGGCUAAAGUUGGAGACUGCAUGGGUGAAGGUGGCGAUCGUCCCAUUCGUCGCAACAACAGCUAUACCUCAUACACUAUGGCCAUCAUCGGUAUGCACACAGACUUCAGACAUAAAGAUGGCGAUAACCGCGCUGGUCCAGACGGGGAUAAGGCCCAAGGCUUGGGUGGUCCUGAGAAGAAGCGUGUGCGCAUGGACAGCUACACCAGCUACUGCAAUGCAGUAGCGGAGGAGACGACUCCGGAAACUCACCAAAAUGAUGUGAAACUUGAAAUUGGAGGAGAGGAUGGAGGUAGCAGCCAAAGUUCUCUGGAUGACAAACUUGACGAGGACAAGCCAGAGGUCUCCACUCUGUUUCAGUUCCUCCAGAUUCUGACCGCUUGCUUUGGAUCCUUUGCUCAUGGAGGGAACGAUGUGAGGUGGGGAAUUGGACCAUUGGUGGCUCUGUGGUUGGUUUACGACUCAGGCAAUGUGAUGUCAAGUCAACCCACACCCAUAUGGCUUCUGCUGUACGGGGGUGUAGGCAUUUGUGUUGGACUCUGGGUAUGGGGUCGCAGAGUCAUCCAGACUAUGGGCAGGGACCUCACACCCAUCACUCCCUCAAGUGGUUUCAGCAUUGAACUGGCCUCUGCCUUGACUGUAGUGGUUGCUUCUAACAUUGGUCUGCCCGUCUCUACAACCCACUGCAAGGUGGGCUCAGUGGUGGCAGUAGGCUGGCUCCGCUCCAAAAAGGCGGUGGAUUGGCGCCUGUUUAGAAAUAUCUUCAUGGCAUGGUUUGUGACUGUGCCCAUCUCUGGCCUCAUCAGUGCAGCUAUCAUGGCCAUUUUCAUCUACGGCAUCCUAUAAGCACGCAGUUUCAUUCCAAUCCAGAAGGGAGGAGCCGCUGUUUCAAUGCUUAACCAGAAGAGGAGUAAUAUGUCAUGGCCAAAAUAUAUUACUGACCUCAAUCUGACAACCGAAGGAAAAAAAAUGUGGACGUGUUUAAUCAAAGUAUGAAAGUACUUGUUUCAUGUGCCUGUUGUUCCUGGCCGCAUCAAUUAUUUUCCUGUUAUAUCACUGGUUUACUUUAAUGUAAGUAGAAAAGCUUGCAUAUCUGUUCUGUAUCUUGAAAACAUGUUUUCAUUUUUCUUUCUCCAAAGACUAUAUGCAAUUUUCUGUGUAUAAUUAGUUUUACAUGCUGGGGAACAAUGCUGUAAUUGUUUUAUUUCAAAGUUGAAGUCUUUUUAAAUGUUUUUUCCAUUAACAAGAUUAAGAAACCUUCCCAAUUUCCAUGUUCCAUUGUUAUCUAUCAGGUUUUUUUUUCUCUUGAAGUUAAACAGUCACAUCAAACUGCUGCUUUGGAGAACUGCAGCUUCUUUUAGCAUUGUUAAGAGUGUGCUGUAGACAACUUCAUAUUUGUCAAAAUAAAUCAAAUCAAAGGAUCACUGUAAUUGAAGCACUACAAGAAAAGGCACCCUUAAAGGAUAAAACAUGUCAGUAUUUUUAAAUGGGAACAGAACUUGUUCUCAAAUUAGCUGCAUAUCUGCAACCUUUGACAAUUGCUUUCAACUGUACUGGUUCAACCUGCAGCAGCCAUUUCCACUACAGGAACUUGCAUAUUUAAUGGAAAGAAGAAAAAAAAGAUUUGGCAUGUUCUAACUUUGCUCUUUAAUUCCUAAUCUUCCAAAUGCAAAAGAACUGGACCUUCAAACUGGAGAGUGGGAUAGUAUGGAAUGGCUUGCGUUUUUCUUUUGCGUGCCACCAGUGCGUUGAUGGUUGAUUGCAAUACUAAAUACAUUUCAGACAGUA
Oryzias melastigma (Indian medaka) is the source of this 3957-nucleotide messenger RNA. RefSeq names its product solute carrier family 20 member 1b (gene slc20a1b). Gene Ontology annotation, cellular component: membrane. Gene Ontology annotation, biological process: phosphate ion transmembrane transport. NCBI's taxonomy places the organism in Eukaryota, Metazoa, Chordata, Actinopteri, Beloniformes, Adrianichthyidae. Bases 931 to 3015 code for a protein of 694 amino acids. The record is from RefSeq and is a predicted model, not a curated record. The transcript is spliced from 11 exons. Gene Ontology annotation, molecular function: phosphate transmembrane transporter activity.